Messenger RNA from Cuscuta europaea, 1005 nucleotides. NCBI's taxonomy places the organism in Eukaryota, Viridiplantae, Streptophyta, Magnoliopsida, Solanales, Convolvulaceae. The record is from the annotation of a GenBank genome assembly.
AAAUAUUAAAUAAUAGGAAAAUUUAACUAUACAUACAAACAUAUGUAGUUUUUAUCUUAAUUUACAAGUAUCUUUUCUCAUAUCUGUGAUUAAUGUUAAAGGUACAUUUAUAUCUUACAAAAAGAAAACAAAACAUAAAAAAUUGUGCGACGAAUCUAGGCACACUAGGUAGCAAUUAGGUGCUCUGGACUGACAUCUAGAUUUCAUAGGCAGCCGACUAAUUCACCUAGGCGCCAAACCAACCAGUCAGACAUCUAGACAAAAAUUGGAGGGUCUAGCAAAUAGUGCCUAGGCUAGAUUAAUUGAGCGCCUAGAACGAACUGUGCCUUACAUGCUCCUAACCCUACGCAGUAGCACCCCAACCCCACUCCUUGUCCCUAGACCCCCUCCAGUGCUCCAAUGCCCCGCCCCAGCGCCCCUGUCCCUCAAGGACCUCUGUAGCAUUGAGAACGGCCGAUUCGGCACUAGCGACCCCAACUCGGAGUCAUCGUCCAUUGAGGUUGGUGGAUCUAACGCUGACUGUACCAAAUCAAAGUCGUUGUCCGUCGAUGAUGAUGGAUCUAGCACCGGCAGCCCCAAAUCAGAGUCAUCUUCCAUUGAGGACGGCGGAUCAAACAUCGGCCGGACUCCAUUGAGGAUGACAGAUCUUACGUAGACGCUGCCAUCGAAGACAACGAAGAGGCUAGUCGAUUUAAGUUUCAGGCGGCGGAGAAGGUUAACGUUGGCGGUUGCGACAGUGAAGAAGAAAUGACAAGAAGAGUUGUGGUGCGACAGAAGAGCAGCAGCGGUGGAGGAGUCCUGGGGCGGGGCUCGAUCCAUCAUCAUCUGCGUUAGAUGUUCCUAAAUUAUUUUUCAAUUUACUAUUGAUCAAUUACAAAUUUAAUUCUCCGUACUAAAAUUGAGCUAUGGCAGAGAUCCAAGAGUAGGGUGUGGUGAUUUGCGGAUUAGAAGAGAAAGAUAAUUUUGCGUUAUAUGUUCCUUCACUUGAUUGAUACGCAUGGCCGG